AUGGCAGUCAAGCCCGCCUCACAGAUUCCUCGACGCGAUACAGCUGAUGACCAGCCGAGAGAUUCUGCAGUCGACAAUGGUCAAGAGGAAAAGAAUCCUCGAAGAUAUUCGUCCACUUCCUCAGCUUCUACCCAAGCAGGCGAAGCGCUUCCUUUGUAUACGAACAGCGCUGCUAUACCCAACAUUAUCAUAUUUGGUGAAACGGGUACAGGGAAGAGCUCCCUCGUUAACAUGCUCGCUGGUCGAGAGGCUGCGGUCACAUCGAACGGAGCCACAGGCGGUACAUUCUCCAGCAAACCUUACGAUAUCGUCCUCCGCGGCAGACAGUACAGAGUCUGGGACACAGCUGGCCUGAACGAAGGCGAACUUGGCAGCGUUCCAGCGGCUGCCGCCCUGCAGAACCUGCGCACCCUGGUUGGGACCAUGACAGAGGGCGUGAAUUUACUCGUCUACUGCGUGCGCGGGUCACGUUUCCGCAACGUCCUCAGAUACAAUUAUGAAGUCUUCCACAAUAUCAUCUGCCAGGGCGAAGUGCCGAUCGUCAUCUUCGUCACGGGUUUAGAGCACGAAUCGUCAAUGGAUGGGUGGUGGGAUGCAAACCACGGCGAAUUCGACAAGUAUGGGCUACACUUUAAAGCACAUGCAUGCGGGACGACGACCAAGGGCAAGAACGGGGACUUCGUAGAGGAGUUUGAAGACACCAGGAAGAAAGUCGAGGAGAUGGUUGUGGAGUAUUGCCCGCAGGUGGCGUGGGGCGGCGGGUGUGAGCAGUGGUGGGAGAACAUUAUCCGAAGCAUGACGGAUCACCAACAAAGAUGGAAGAGAAUGGAGGAUGAACGCGCAGAGGAGACCAACACCCCUGAGCCCCAACUCAAGGAGGAAUGGGGGACCUUGGUAAAGACCGCCCAACAAUGCGUUUUCCAGGUUGGUAGAGUUCUCAAAGCCAGUACGUCCGUCCUAUGGUUCAGGACCAAGGAGCCAACCGUCCCUCCAAGUUGA
Molecule: messenger RNA, 999 nt
Organism: Cyclocybe aegerita
Lineage: Eukaryota; Fungi; Basidiomycota; Agaricomycetes; Agaricales; Hemipholiotaceae
Source: the annotation of a GenBank genome assembly